AUUCCUAAUUUGAUGGUUUAAUAUUUGAAAUGGACUCUAGAAUGUACUAGAAAUCCUUUAACGUCAGAAGUGAUUCUGAACUUACUAGAAAGUAAUUAUAAUUUAAAAGCACACAAUUUAAAUAUUACAUUAAUUUAAUUAAAAAUAACAAAUAGAACAAUAUGUCUGAAGAAAAGGUUUUGUUACAUUGUUAUAAUCGUGGCUGUGGAAAAAUGUUUGAUCCAAACGAUAACAAAGAAGGUGAUUGCGUUCAUCAUCCUGGUGAACCAGUUUUUCAUGAUGCUUACAAGGGAUGGUCUUGUUGUAGUAAAAAGUGUACAGAUUUUACCGAAUUUUUAAAUAUCAAAGGUUGUACUAAAUCAUACCAUACAAAUGUAAAACCUAUAGUACAAGAAAAACCUGCCAUUGAUAAAUCUAAAGCUAAUGAAGUUAUUGAAGUACGUGCAAAAAUUAAUAGUAAUAAUUCAAUGACUAAAAGACCACCCUUUGAUUCUCCUCAAAUUGCAUUAAAACCAAACGUGUCACCUGUAUUAUUGGAAAAAAUUAAAGGCUUGACAACGUUAACACAACUUAAUGAAGAUGAAAGUCAAAUUUCUAUCGGUCAAAGUUGUCACAAUAAUUCUUGUAAAGCCAAAUACGCAGGACCUUCGUCUGACAAAGAGAUAUGUCUUCAUCAUCCUGGAAUUCCUAUAUUUCAUGAAGGAAUGAAAUAUUGGUCGUGUUGUCAAAAGAAAACAACAGACUUUUCUGUAUUCUUAGAACAACCAGGAUGCACGGAAGGAGAACAUUAUUGGACUUCGAAGAAUAACAAUAAAAAAGUGCAAUGUAGAAUGGAUUGGCAUCAAACGCCAGCAUUUGUAGUUGUUUCAAUUUAUGCCAAGAACUAUGAUCCUGAUCGUUCAAGCGUUAGAAUAAAUCCUAUACAUUUAACCAUGGAUUUAUUUCUCGUAGAAGAAAAUUCGACAUAUAAUUUAGAUAUAGAAUUAAAUGAAAUGGUCAAUGUUGCUGAAUGUAGUCUCAAUAUGUUGCCUACCAAAGUAGAAGUUAAACUAAAGAAACAUGAACCAAUAUUUUGGUCUCGUUUAGAAUUUCUUAGGACAACAACAAAUAGCCAAGAGAACAAUGGACAAAAUAAUGAACAAAUUAGUUCACAAGUUGAUGCAAUCGAUCUCAAUGAUCUUUAAUUGAAUGAAUUUUUGUUUUAUAUCAUUUUUAAGACUUAACAAAAUUUGUUCGGAUAAUCCUAUUUUAUUACCAAACGUAUCUUUAAAGGUAUACGUUACUGAAAUAGGUAUAUAUCAAAAUGAAAAAUAUAACAAAUGUAUUAUAAACAUUACUUUAAACGAAUAAAAAUUUG
Messenger RNA from Polistes dominula (European paper wasp), 1357 nucleotides. RefSeq names its product cysteine and histidine rich domain containing protein (gene mora). NCBI's taxonomy places the organism in Eukaryota, Metazoa, Arthropoda, Insecta, Hymenoptera, Vespidae. The record is from RefSeq and is a predicted model, not a curated record.